GUGAGAAAAAGCAAGAGAGAGAGAGAGAGAGGAGGUGUGUGGGGGAGAGAGGGAGAGAAGGGGGGAGAUGCUGUUGCCUGGUAACAGCGGUGAAGUAGAGAACUCAGUGUUUUCCAGCUCGUAGGAAGAGAAUCUCACAGGAAACGAUGGAUGCAACACGGACCGACUGUGAGGAAAAGGAAAACAGCUGAUUGUGACUCCGGACGGCCUCCAGGGAAUCAAAGAGAAGGAGGACAGCACGGCUCGUCCCUCAGCCUCCAUUAGCAGCAUCAGGAUCCAGCCGGGGGUGUGGAGCAGCCUGCGGAUGUCCCACCUGCAGAUGUAAACAGUGAUGACGCUCACUUGGAAGCAGCUGCUCUAAAAAAAAAAAAUAGAGGAUCUGAAGGUAGAAGAAGGGAAGCUCUCCAAACACUGAAGAGGCAUCUUACCUCACUACAUCAUCCUCAGCGAGCUGAAGCCUGUCCUCCCCGGCAGAGGAUGGGUACAGCAGAAGCCACUUUACGCAUGGACAGCAUGGAGGUCAAGGACGAGUGGCAGGACGAGGACUUCCCCAGGCCUCUACCAGAAGAUGGAGAUGUUGAUUCUUCAUGUGGCCUCACCGACAACAGAAAAUACCCCCCCGCCUCUCUGAAUGUGGGAGAGAGCGUGGCGCAGCAUAAACGUCGCACCCUGGUGGCCCCCGACAUGAACCUGUCCCUGGAUCAGAGCGAGGGCUCCGUGCUCUCUGACGAUUUUCUGGAAACGCCCGACGACCUGGACAUCAACGUAGAAGACAUCGAGACCCCCGAUGAUACCGACUCGCUGGAGUUCAUCAACAACGGCAACGAGCUGGAGUGGGAAGAUGACACGCCGGUGGCCACCGCCAAACGUCUUCCAGGCGACAGCGAGGAGGAGAGAGACUCGUCGGGUCGUCUGUGGCGAACGGUGAUCAUCGGCGAUCAGGAGCAGAGGAUCGACAUGCAGGUCAUCAGGCCGUACCUGAGGGUGGUCACACAUGGAGGUUAUUAUGGCGAGGGUCUGAAUGCCAUUAUCGUGUUUGCAGCCUGUUAUCUUCCUGACAGCAGCUGUGAGGACUACACGUACAUCAUGGAGAACCUCUUCCUAUAUGUGGUGAGCAGCCUGGAGCUUCUGGUGGCAGAAGAUUACAUGAUCGUCUACCUGAACGGAGCCACUCCUCGCAGGAAGAUGCCCGGCAUCAGCUGGCUGAAGAGGUGCUACCAGAUGAUUGACAGGAAACUGAGGAAGAAUCUGAAGUGUCUCAUCAUCGCUCACCCCACGUGGUUCAUCCGGACCGUCCUCGCCAUCUCAAGACCCUUCAUCAGUGUGAAGUUCAUGGAUAAAAUCCGUUACGUUCACUCACUGACGGAGCUGAGCCAGAUCAUCCCCAUGGAGCAUGUGCAGAUCCCUGAGUGUGUGCUGCAGUAUGACGACGAGAAGAUAAGAGCACAGACGGAAAGACUUGAGCAAGAUCAGCAGCAGAACCACUCAACAGCAGCUAAAGAAAGGCCAAAGUCAAUGAUAGCAGAUGUUGGCUGUGGCAUCUGACAUUAAGGGUUUGAGAUGGAGGAACUGGUGGGGGAACAUUCAUUCAUUACUCCAGGAGCCUUUCGCAAAUCUCCUGACUGGAUUCAUUGGCUGCAAGACAAUCAUUUUCAAAAUGUCCUUCGCUGCUCCUAUAACUGAAAGUUCAUCUGCACCAAAGGCAUCAAAACAUACGUAAAAAGUAAAUCCAAAAAAGAGUUUCUGCUCCCUGCAUGACGAGGUGAGCUUCAUCUGCAGCAUGACUUCCAUCAUAUCAACACAAAUCUAUAAUGGACUUUCAAACAUCUUCCGACAGAGAACGUUGUGUAAAUAAUUGUUUAUAUAUAUUUUUGAGAAAGGUGUUUGUGCAGAUAUUUUUUUAUAUAUAUAUAUAUAUAUAUAUAUAUAUAUGGAUGAUAUGGAAUGGGUAUCGUGAAGUUUCAUGAGUGUUUACUGAAAAAUAAUGUGCAAUGAUAUUGUUCUUAGACUGACAGUUAGAUGUUACCGAUGCAAACGUGUUGCAGUUCUCAAAGUUUUUCCAGAGUUUAAUAUGCAGGUGGCAUGCUCGUUAAUAUCCUCCGUCACAUGUUAACAUCCAGAACGUUUUUUGCCAUCAUGUUUUAAAAGAUACUUUUACAAGACAGAUGCAGAUGAACACAAUGAAAUAUAUUUAAGGAGAGAGUUUAAUUCAUUUCUAUAAGUGUUAUUUAUGAAAAUGUGCCAUUUACUGUUUGUAAAAAAAAAUUAAAUGAGUGAACUUAAAACAUACUUUGUCAGGACUCUUGUAUCCAGACUUCACCUCUGAUACAAACUACAGCCUAAAGUCCAUAUACAUUACAAAUACACUGCUUAUAGCCGAUAUGCAUUCAAAAUAAACAGCCUUGUCCAUUCCAUAUGCAUUUAAGUAUUAUUAUCCUUACACUCAAGUAUUGCAUGAUACUUAUUAUUACUCACUGAUGCCUAUUUUGACUCUUGCUGCUGUAAUAUUGCAAAUUUCGCCAUUGUGGGUCUAAAUAGACAGCAUUGCCCAUAUACAUUACAAAUGUACACUGUACAGCCUGUACACAUUAAAAAUAUACAGCCUAGUCCAUUACAUAUACAUUACAUAUACCCAGCUUUGCCUGUAUACAUUACAAAUGGUCAGCCUUGCCCAUAUAUAUAUAUAUAUAUAUAUAUAUUAUGAAUAUACAGCCUUCCCAUAUACAUGAAUAAUUGACAGCAGUGCCAAUGUACGAUACAAAUAUAGAGCAUCAGCCUUACCAUGUACAUUAAAAAUGACAGCUUUACAUUAUAAAUGAACAGCCUUGCUCCUAUACAUUACAGCUUAUAUCUAAUCCCUUUUACUGCCUCUCGCUCCACUUUGCUCCUGCAUGUUUUUGACACGUCCUGGUGAGUUAUUAAAGGACAUAAUUCUGAUUUAUGAGCGUCAUCACAGCUGAUGUUCUUUGCAUCAUUUGGACUUCUCGAAGGGACCCUUUACUUUUUAUUGGAAAGGUCACUGUGAUGAGGACGAUAUGUCCCUCUUUGUUCUGUGUGUUAUUUAAAGGUUUGUAUGACAAACGAUUGAUUGACUGAUUUAGCCAUGAAAAAGAUAGUGUAGUGUUUUGGUAUCUUAGUAUCAGAUUACGUCUCUCAGUCUAUGAUAAUAUUAGCAUUCUAACAAAAAUCUUAAAAUAGACAAAGGUCUGUUUCCUGAUAAUUAAUGUUGAAUAAUUAUAAAGAAAAACACAUGUUCACUCUCAGAAAAGUAAAGAAUAUAUCUCAUACAUUCCAGCACAGAGCUAGAAGCUGGAGGCCAACGUCUUAUUUUAGAAUCAAGGCAGGGAACAGGGGGAACAUCUUUCCUGGCUCUGUCUAAAGUUUGUAAAAACACAUACCAACACCUCUGUGGCCGACUGACUAACACCUGGUUUCAUGUGUACGUGCACAGAAAUGUAAAAAAAACAAAAAUUUUGACGAAAUAAUAGUCGGAAAGAUAAAACAACCAACUUAGAUCAUGUUAAUAAGUGAACUAUUAGCAAGGUUAGAUGUUUCCAUUCACCUUUGUGCUAAGCUAAGCUUAUUUACCCUCAUUAUCCAGUAAUGAAGCCAACAUCGACUAAGGAGGAGGUGGGGUUUAUGACCUUUACUGCAGCCAGGCAUUAGGGGGUGAUGGAGACACUUUGGCUUCACUGUAAUGGCGUCCAUAUUUAUAUACUGUACAGUCUAACUACUUACUACUGCAGAAACAUGAGAGUCUCAUCUGAGUCUGUGAACAUUUUGUCCUUGAAAAAUGUCAAUCUUUUCCUUUAAGCCUUGGAAGUGUAGCUAAUUUGACAACUUCCCAGUUCAACAGGUAAUUUGACUGUCAAAUUCUAAAUGUACUCGUCAACAUACGGCUCAAGUGAAGGUUUGUCUUGUUGGUCUUAGAUGGAAGAAGAAUGUGCCCCACAUGCUGUACAUAGUGGAUCACACGCUCUGGGGUCCUAUAGUGUGUCUGAGCGUAUGUAGGGCAGUUUUAUAAUCCUGAAUUCUUUACCCACAACUAACUUCUUCUGUUUACCAACAACCUCAUAACUGCCAAUGACUUUUACCUAAGAGGGGAAAAUGUUGCAGCGAAUCACUUUUACUCAUGUGAAAGUGUCUUAAGUUGUGAAACAUGAGUUCAGCUUCUCCUUCACUAAUACGCUUACUGAGAUAAGAGGCCGUAAACAACACAAGGUGAGGCCGCACACAUCCGGAGGUGUGUAAGGAAAAGGGGCAGAUAAGCAGUGGGCUUCUGCACGUUCAAAGGAAAGCUGCUAUCAGACAUGCGGCCGCGACUCGUGGUCACACAGCUGGCGGCCAUGCUCUCUGGCCGGUUGCCUCAGAAAUAUGUGUGUGACACAGUAGGCAGACUCACAACAGCUGCCUAAAUAUAGCCGGCUGCUUCUGGUUUUCACUCGUCUGGAGCUGUUGAAGCACGGAAAGUUUCCGUGUGAAAAGCCAAAGACCCAAGUUUUUUCUUUGUGAUACAGAUGUGUCAGGAACAAGGUGUGACUCAUACACCCUGAGCUGUACCACACUGAAUCCUAAUGAUUGUGCAGUUCACAGACUUUUGCCUCCUUUCUAAAUGAUACUUUUCCUUGGACAAAAUCUCUCUUUGUCUUAAAGACUUGGAGUUUUUCAAAAUUAUCUCAGAUUCACAAUGAUCAUAGAAGCUCCAGACUGUAAUCGUAGAAGCACCACGUGUCUGUCGAGCGUCUCACAACGUUUCAUUUUACGUUUCACAUCUCGGCCAAAUCGCUCGUUUCUCUCUAAUCUUCUAAGAACUCUGAGAACUCUAAUUUGUCGGGCGUUCACACUGACCCCCUGGACAGCAGGUGGAAAAUCAGGGAUCCGCUUUCAUGCAAAUGAGUUGCUCCUACUUCGUCCUCCUCUCAUUGGGGCUCCAGGCUGUGUAGCGUCAGCUGACUGGGUGUGGGACGGAGAGGCCUGAUUGGUUUGGGGGGGGCAUGAUGCUGCAGCAAAUCCCUAUAUAAACCCGGUGAGGAGAUUGUCUAUCAAUGAAGUAGUAAAAGGAGGGAACGUCUGUGACUCAGAGCGAGGGAAAGGUUUUCAGAAGAAGCCUUGGGUAGAGACUGUUUGCUUUGGCUUGGUUCCCUUCUUUUAUUUACUGAAUUCCACAGGUGACCAACACACAAAACAGCU
This is a messenger RNA of Hippoglossus stenolepis (Pacific halibut), 5190 nucleotides long. RefSeq names its product caytaxin. Gene Ontology annotation, biological process: apoptotic process. Bases 478 to 1545 code for a protein of 355 amino acids. Lineage: Eukaryota; Metazoa; Chordata; Actinopteri; Pleuronectiformes; Pleuronectidae. The record is from RefSeq and is a predicted model, not a curated record. The transcript has 14 exons. Gene Ontology annotation, cellular component: cytoplasm.